AUGAAACCAUCAAUUCAUUGCGUUCCAGUUAGUGCAGGGCUCGAGGCAAUCCAAAAAGUCUUGCAAGAACAUGGAUGCGUGAUCGUGCAGAAGUUUCUUUCGCCUGAGCAAGUCAUGAAUAUCAACCGAGAUGUUGAUCCGCAUAUUACUAAAAUUCACAAAAGCCGUGGUACCUACCAGGAGAAAUAUUGGGUCAACAUGAAGCGACAAGGCCACAUGGCCCUUAUCAGCAAAACCUACAGAGAAGAUGUCCUGAAUCACCCAAUCAUCCACGGUAUCUCGGAAACGGUCUUCGGGAAAGAGACCGGAGGCGACUACUGGCUAGCUACGUCUGCUGUACUGGAGACUAGUCCCGGGUACGCUGGACAGAAGCUUCAUAGGGAACACGACGGAAUCCCAAUUUGCACUGCUAUGGGCAGAGAAUGCCCAGAAGCCAUGUUCAAUUUCCUGAUCGCCCUGACCCCAUUCACGGACGAAAAUGGAGCAACCCGCGUGAUUCCGGGCAGCGAAAAAUGGGACGAUUAUGAUUACCAGCCUUCGAUUGAAGAGUCUAUUCCCGUUGAAAUGGAUGCCGGAGACGCUGUUCUAUUCGGCGGCAAGGUCCUGCAUGGAGCGGGUCAAAAUCGUUCUGAGAACUUCAAUCGUCGUGCUCUCCCUAUUGUGACACAAUCCGGAUAUUUCACUCCAGUUGAGGCGUCAGCAUUCCUGCCACGAAAUGUUGUUGAGAGCAUGACUCCUCAGGCGCAGAAAAUGAUUGGGUGGCGAUCUGUGAAAUGCCAGGGAAUUGAAUUGUGGUCAUUGCAUAUGAAUGAUCUUGGGAAGCAGUUGGGUCUGAAGUCAGAACAACCGCUAUCCGAGGAUGAGAUUGAUAAACGGUGGCUAUCGCAUUACUAA
Penicillium macrosclerotiorum is the source of this 894-nucleotide messenger RNA. RefSeq names its product phytanoyl-CoA dioxygenase family protein. The transcript has a single exon. NCBI's taxonomy places the organism in Eukaryota, Fungi, Ascomycota, Eurotiomycetes, Eurotiales, Aspergillaceae. Bases 1 to 894 code for a protein of 297 amino acids. The record is from RefSeq and is a predicted model, not a curated record.